AUGGGCUGGUGCGGCCGCUGCUCGGGGCCGCCGCCGUCGCUGCCGUUGGUGCUGCUGGUGCUGCUGGCGGCGCCCGGCGCUGGCGCGGCCCCGCGCUCGGCGCUCUACUCGCCGUCCGACCCGCUGACGCUGCUGCAGGCGGACUCGGUGCGCGGCGCCGUGCAGGACUCGCGCAGCGCCUGGGCCGUGGAGUUCUUCGCCUCCUGGUGCGGCCACUGCAUCGCCUUCGCCCCCAUGUGGAAGGCGCUGGCCAACGACGUCAAAGACUGGAGGCCGGCGCUGAACCUCGCUGCCCUAGACUGUGCUGACGAGACCAACAGCGCCGUCUGCAGAGACUUCGACAUCCCCGGCUUCCCGACCGUGAGGUUCUUCAAGGCCUUUUCCAAGAGUGGCCCGGGAGCAACGCUGGCAGUGGCCGGAGCGGACAUGCAGACGCUGCGGCAGAGGCUCAUCGACGCCCUGGAGACCCACACUGCCACGUGGCCCCCCGCCUGUCCUCCGCUGGAGCCCACCGGGCUGGAGGAGAUCGAUGGGUUCUUUGCGAGAAACGACGAAGAGUACCUGGCCCUGAUCUUUGAGAAGGAAGGCUCCUACCUGGGUAGAGAGGUGAUCCUGGACCUGUCCCAGCGCCAGGGCGUCGCGGUGCGCAGGGUCCUCAGCACGGAGGCCGACGUGGUGAGCAAGUUCGGCGUCACCGACUUCCCAUCCUGCUACCUGCUGUUCCGCAACGGCUCUGCCUCCCGGGUUCCUGUGCUCAUGGAGUCCCGGUCCUUCUACACCACCUACCUGCAGCGGUUCGCGGGGGCCACGCGGGAGGCCGCCCAGACCACGGUUGCGCCCAUCACUUCCAAUACGGUCGCGCCCACCGCGUGGAAAGUUGCAGACCGCUCCAAGAUCUACAUGGCUGACCUGGAGUCUGCCCUGCACUACAUCCUGCGGGUGGAAGUGGGCAAGUUCUCCCUCCUGGAGGGGCAGCGCUUGGUGGCCCUGAAGAGGUUUAUGGCGGUCCUGGCGCAGUACUUCCCCGGCCAGCCCUUGGUCCAGAACUUCCUGCACUCCGUCAACGACUGGCUCCAGAAGCAGCAGAGGAAGAAAAUUCCCUACGGCUUCUUCCAGACUGCCCUGGAAAGCAGGAAGGAGGGCGUUGUGAUUGCCAAGAAGGUGAACUGGGUCGGCUGCCAGGGGAGCGAGCCACACUUCCGGGGCUUCCCCUGCUCCCUGUGGGUCCUCUUCCACUUCCUGACCGUGCAGGCCACGCGGCAAAACGUGGAUCGCUCUCAGGAAGCAGCCAAGGCCCAGGAGGUCCUGCAGGCCAUCCGGGGCUACGUCCGCUUCUUCUUCGGCUGCCGGGACUGCGCCGGCCACUUCGAGAAGAUGGCUGCCGCCUCCAUGCACCGCGUGGGCAGUCGGGACAGCGCCGUCCUCUGGCUGUGGUCCAGCCACAACAAGGUCAACGCCCGCCUCGCAGGGGCCCCCAGCGAGGACCCCCAGUUCCCCAAGGUGCAGUGGCCGCCCCGGGAACUCUGUUCCCCCUGCCACAACGAGCUCCGGGGGACGCCCGUGUGGGACCUGGGCAACACCCUCAGCUUCUUCAAAACCCACUUCUCCUGGAGCAACAUCGUCAGGGACCCUCCUGCGACGGAGCCGCCCCGGCGGGGAGCGCUGAGGAUGGCCGCCACCGCCCAGCCGGAGCCGGCGGCCGGGAACUCCACUCUGGGCCCCGCUGCGGCGGAGAGCAGGCUUCUCUGA
Messenger RNA from Pipistrellus nathusii (Nathusius's pipistrelle), 1749 nucleotides. NCBI's taxonomy places the organism in Eukaryota, Metazoa, Chordata, Mammalia, Chiroptera, Vespertilionidae. The record is from the annotation of a GenBank genome assembly.